GUAAUUUACACCAUCAUUUUUGGCGCCAUCCGUGGGACCGUCAAGGUUUCUUCUCUUCUAAAACCUACCCACAAGAAAACCACUCGAAAUGUCUUCCAGCCAACAGAUCAACGCUACCUCCGCUCAGGUGCAGGCCACCAAUGAGGGCACCAGCAUCCCUGUGGCUGCUACCAUACCGGUCAUUUCGGCCCCUGUGUUGCCUUUGGGUCUGAGCUCUGUCCCGACAGCCAGCGUGAUCAGUCCCUUCGCGACCUCCGUCCCUUCCGCUGGACCGAGGGUUACAUUCCCACCAAGCAUGGCUCAGUUCAUGAAUGACCCAGCCAACCUACAAGCCAUCCAGGGCUUUGGCCAGGUCAUGGCCAUGUGCCAGCAGAGCGGGGGGAUGCCUUUCCUCCGUGGUAUGUUCCCAUUCGCCCUUCCAGGCGCGGGAACCAUGCCCCUACAAGCUCCGAUGGCGGUGACGUCGUUCCAGACGCCGAUGCCGCAGCCAUCACCUUUUCAGCCCCAGCUGGUCAGCACCAUGGCCCCUGUCAACUUGACCGGCGCACUUAACGCUGCAGGGCCGUCGCGUCCCCCGCAGGGUACGAAUCCGCAGGUCACCCCUGAUGGUCAUUGCGUCUCAAUUGAGAACGAUGACGGCGAGUGGGACGUUCCAAGGGCCCACAAGAAGAAGAAAGGAAAAAACAUCCGGCCAGCGACCUCCCGAAACUCCGCCUUCGAAAGGCUGGGGGAUAAGGAGGAAGGCCAGAGGAAGUCAGCCAAGCAAAGGCUGGGGCAGAGUGUUGCCCAUGUCAGCGCGUUCGCCCGGCUAGGCGAGGUGCGGGAGGCCGAGCCUGCCCGCACCCGGCGCUCCCGGUCUAACCGGCAGGAGCUAGCAAGGACGAGGGCCUCUCGUCAGGAAGAGGAAGCAGAGAGUCAGCCCAGAUUCACCGGGAAGGAAGAUCCGGAAAUCCAUCUGGACUCCUUCAACCAGAGUGCGACCAUGAACGGUUGCACCGAUGAAGAAAAGUGCCUAGUUUUCUUCCAGACCUUGCGGAACCGAGCCACUGAAUGGUUCAAUAAGCUUCGCCCGGGAAGCAUUGACUCGUUCAGUGAUUUGGCCUCAAAAUUCAAGGCCAAGUUCCAGGAGAAUUGUACUAAGAGGAAGAAAUUCACCUAUCUUAGUACAGCCGGGCAGAGGGAGUCUGAGAACCUUACUCAGUUCCUUACCCGGUG
Molecule: messenger RNA, 1215 nt
Organism: Cuscuta campestris
Lineage: Eukaryota; Viridiplantae; Streptophyta; Magnoliopsida; Solanales; Convolvulaceae
Source: the annotation of a GenBank genome assembly